Messenger RNA from Baudoinia panamericana UAMH 10762, 1684 nucleotides. RefSeq lists its product as uncharacterized. The coding region runs from base 112 to 1509 and encodes 465 amino acids. Lineage: Eukaryota; Fungi; Ascomycota; Dothideomycetes; Mycosphaerellales; Teratosphaeriaceae. The transcript is spliced from 2 exons. The record is from RefSeq and is a predicted model, not a curated record.
AUCCAUCUCCGCGCGUUUCCGAACAACCCAACCAAGCGUUCGUUGCUAUCAAUCCAUAACUGGACUCGGACGCCUUGAAGAUCUCCCGACGCUGUAGACGUAAGCAUCAAUAUGCCUCCCAUUCGCAACGCGACGGCUCCCAAGCCGAUGAAGACCGAAAGGACGCACGAGGAGAAUCAAGAAAGAGCUUACGUUGCAGCCUCCCGCAGGAGUGAUCGUAGCUUGGAGGCCCGUGUUGAGAGCGCUCGUCGUGCUUCAGAGAUUCACAAGCGCCGUACGGGGCGCUCUCUCAAGGUCGACGAGCAGAGUGUCCUAAAUGAAGAUAUGUACGAGGAGGAAGACGAUGAUCUCCCAGCGCAGAUGCGACGCCUGACCGCACACCUUUCGAUGACUGGUGCCGGCGACUUCCACAGGCGCUUCCAGGCUUAUAUGGCGCAACAUGUCGCCAUGCGUCAACAUCUCGGCGGCGCUGCCGGAGACUGGCAGCAGAACAAUCAAUACAACAAUUAUAAUGGCCAAUAUAUGAACCCCGGCAUGAUGCAGAUGCCGCCGCAAGGGUAUCAACAGCAGAUGUAUCAGCCACAGAUGGCACAACGGUCGCCUGUCAAUUAUCGGCCGGCACCGUACCCAAUGCACAGCAACAUGAUGCAGCACACCAUGAGGCCGAACACGCACAGCCGUUCUAUGUCCAUUGCGAUGCCACAGGAGAUGGCCAACUACCAGCAGGCGCAAUUACAACAGUCACAGUCGGCGCAGGUCAGCCCUGUAGAGGUCAAGCAUAUGGACGAUCGACGAAUGUCGUUGCCCGCGCAUGCCGCUAUGCCGCCAACACCGCAGUCGCAUCGUGGAUCUCACGAUUCUCCAUCCUUGUCGCGUACUGGCUCCUCAACAAACCUAGCGACACCGCAUGCUUUCUUUAAGCCAACCAGCCAGUCGCCACCGCAGAUGGCCGCAGUCCCUCAGCAGCAACAGCAGCCGUUCCAGCAAACCUGGUCCUCCAACACCAGCCCGUUGUCCAUGACCUUGCCACCCAACAUGGAGCAGGUCCUCGCCGACAACCCUGCCUUCAUGAACGAUCCUACCAUGUCGGCCAUGAUGCCCCCUCAGAGUGGCAUAACGCCGCGCCCAGGCUACUCAUAUAAUCCCAAUGGCAAGCCACGCGAUAAGAGCAGUGGCUCUUCGCCCUCGCAGAAGGCUUUCGAAGGCCUUAGCCAGACGUUGAUGCCAUCGUCAUUGGAUACGGGCAACCUUACCAUGUUUGACAACAGUGCAUUCACGACGUCGCCACAGUCUGCCAACAAUGAGCAAUUCUUCUCGCCGCAGACUCCUCACGCCUUCGCCAUGGGCUUUGACAGUGCUGCCACUGGUUUUGACAUGUUCAGUGGCACCGGCAUGUCAUCGCAGAGCCAGAGCGGCCACGUCACACCGCAGGAAGUCGAGAAUUGGAACUCCUUCCUCAACUUCGCCGAUGACCCUGUUCUCGGAUACGACUCAGCUGCUGUAGUGUGAGCGAUGCCGUUGCACGCAUACCACACUACCACGCUUCUGCGUCUUCCCAUCCGUCCACACUGGUUGCCACCAUGCCGCGUUACCACGUCCACGACGUCCAUUUAGUCGUCAUCAUCCGCAGGCCGCCUGUUGUGGUCAAUGGCGACGCUGGACAAUCCAUUACUCGACAGAAUUG